AUGAAACGUCGAAGGGAUAAUGGAAGUAUGGUUGCGGGACGAAAUGCUUUGAUGCGUGCCGUGAAGACUUUGCUGGCUGCCUUUUGCUUUUAUGCUUUGGGUCUUUUCAAUUGUAUCACUUAUACCAUUCGAAGACAGUACCGCAAUAUAAGAAAACGUCAAGUUAUUCGUUAUGAAUACGUUCCUCUCUCACCUUUAUCGGCACAUCGAUUGAGCGUGGUGAAACGGAAAAUUUUGGUGCUUGAUUUAGAUGAAACACUGAUACACUCACAUCAUGACGGUAUUAUACGUCCUAUGGUUAAACCCGGUACACCACCCGAUUUUGUGUUACGAGUGAAUAUUGACCGACAUCCAGUCCGAUUUUUUGUACACUGUAGACCUCAUGUUGAUUAUUUUCUUUCGAUGGUUAGCCAGUGGUUUGAUUUAGUUAUUUUUACUGCGUCCAUGGAAAUUUAUGGGAGUUCGGUGGCCGACAAACUUGAUAAUGGUAAAGGCAUCUUGCAAAGGCGUUACUUCAGGCAACACUGUACAAUGGAUUAUGGUGGAUAUACAAAAGAUCUUUCUGCUGUACAUGCCGAUCUUUCAUCAAUAUUUAUAUUAGAUAAUUCUCCCAGUGCAUAUAGGAAGUUUCCUCAAAAUGCAAUACCAAUACGAUCUUGGUUUUCGGAUCCUACAGAUACAUGUUUGUUAGCAUUAUUACCUUUUUUGGAUGCACUUCGAUUUGCAUCUGAUGUACGUUCAAUUUUAAGUCGAAAUCAACAGCUUCAACAAGUUUGGUAG
Molecule: messenger RNA, 780 nt
Organism: Brugia pahangi
Lineage: Eukaryota; Metazoa; Nematoda; Chromadorea; Rhabditida; Onchocercidae
Source: the annotation of a GenBank genome assembly